Messenger RNA from Gilbertella persicaria, 4551 nucleotides. Its product is annotated as E1-E2 ATPase-domain-containing protein. Gene Ontology annotation, biological process: copper ion homeostasis; monoatomic cation transport. Gene Ontology annotation, molecular function: ATP binding; P-type divalent copper transporter activity; ATP hydrolysis activity. The coding region runs from base 1 to 4551 and encodes 1516 amino acids. Gene Ontology annotation, cellular component: membrane. The record is from RefSeq and is a predicted model, not a curated record. The transcript has 4 exons. NCBI's taxonomy places the organism in Eukaryota, Fungi, Mucoromycota, Mucoromycetes, Mucorales, Choanephoraceae.
AUGUCUCAUUAUAAUGUCAAGAUCAGGGUGACUGGUAUGACUUGUGGGCACUGUGUCAAUACCAUUACCAAAGCCCUUGAAUCUUAUCCUGGUGUUUAUUCAUCAACUAUUAAUGUCAGCUUAGAUGAUGCUGAAGCAAUGUUUGACUAUGACAAUGCCGAAAACAAGACCGAUAAAGAAUUGCAACAUUCCUUUAAAGAACUUGUUGAAGACUUAGGCUAUGAUGCUGAUACUCCAGAACUCUUUAACAAAGCCAAAGAUACUCUCAAGGUUCAAGAAGUUCAACCAAGAAAAGUCAUCAUUUCUAUAGCUGGUAUGACUUGCUCACAUUGUACCAAUACCAUCCAGAAAGCAUUACAAGCACUCCCUUCUGUCCGCCCAGCAUCCGUAGAGGUCUCAUUAGACAAGGAACAAGCCACCAUGGAAUGUGAAUAUGCUAGCAUGACAAAAGAACAGAUUCAGGAAACCAUUGAGAAUCUAGGUUAUGAUGUUGGUCAUAUUUUAUUUGAUACAGACGAUACAUCUACUGAAAUAAACAAUGGCAUGAAGCAUGUGGUGUUUUCUAUUUCAGGCAUGACAUGUCAGCAUUGCAUUCAGACUGUUUCCAAUGCUCUAGAAGGCUUACCUGGUGUUCUUCCUGGUUCUGUUGAUGUGAACUUAGAGAGACGACAAGCUGCAUUUUCAUUCGAAGGCAGCAUGAUUGAUACGCAAAUAAUAAGAAAGCUAAUUGAAGAUCUUGGCUAUGAUCUGAAUGGGAAACCAGAAAUCAAGAAAGGUACCUAUCAAGAACUAUCUAAAUCAUUCACCAGUCAAUUAUCUAUACCCAUGGAUGAAGAAUUGCCUAUGCUUCAAGAAGAUGAUGAUGAUGGAAAACAACGUAAAGUAGUGAUGCGUGUCUUAGGUAUGACAUGUCAUUCCUGUGUUGCUUCCGUCACAGACGCUCUUCAAAACGAAAUUCCUCAUGUUCAAGCGGGCUCUGUUCAUGUCAAUUUGCAGACAGAGAUGGCCAUGUUUAUCUGCACACGUCCUGACGUAGACUUGAUUCAUACUGUGAUUGAAGAAAGAGGAUUUGAUGUUGAAAACGUUCAAAUCAUUCGUAACUUGGCACCACCUGCUGUGCUUUUGUCUCGUCAACAGCGUCAAAACUCAAUCGUCUCGCUUGCUUCUGUUGAAAGCCAAACAGUAUCUAUACCUCAUAAAGUCAAAUUUCAAAUCUCGGGCAUGACUUGUGCUAGUUGUGUACGUACUAUUGAACUAGGCCUCAAGAAACUGCCUGGUGUAAAUCCUUCUUCUGUUCAAGUGAACUUGUUAACCCAUAUAGGUACAUUCUCUUUUUAUGGCGCAACACUUGAUGAAAAGAUGCUCAUUCAAGCUGUCAAAAAGAUGGGCUACACGGCAGGAAAUGUAGUGUUUAUCUCUGAUUAUCAGCCAACAGAAAACACAACUGCCAAGAGCACGGUCUAUAGAGCGGACAUGCUGAUCACCGGCAUGUACUGCCCUAAUUGUAUUGAGAAGGUGUAUCAUACAUUGACUAAAUUGCAUGGGAUUCGCAGCAAGUCAAUUCAAUCAGAUCUUGAUACAGGUCGAACCAGCUUCGAAUACAUAGGCGAAUUUAUCACUCGUCAAAGAAUUCAUCAAACUAUUUUGCAACUGGGUUUCAACGCAGAAAGCAUUAAGAUCAAUAAAAUAACAACACAAGACAAUGAUGACACAGCCAGUAUAUCAAGUCAUAAGAGCCAUCGUUUUGCAUCAACUCAUUUAGUGGUUACGGGUAUGACAUGUUCUUCUUGUGUUGCUAAUAUUGAACGCACCAUGAUGAAGCAAGCCGGUGUUAUUAGCUGCCAAGUCAAUUUGCUUGCAAAAUCUGCUGUGAUUCGGCAUGAUCCUAGUGUGGUUGGUGCUCGCUCUCUAGCUCAAAUGAUAGAACAAAUUGGUUACAAAGCAGAGCUUUCUCAAGAAGCACAAGGCGUUACUAUUUCUGAGCAGAGGGAGUCCUUGCGUGCUUCUAUGGAUAAAGAAUUAAGUGUACUUAGGACAAGGUUUUUGUGGUCGCUUUUAUUCGCUGUUCCUGUCGUGCUUAUAUCCAUGAUCUUUAUGAUGGCCUUAUCAACAUCACAUCCAAUUCACAAAGCUUUCAUGAAGGAAGUUGUGCAUGGUCUAUCAAUUGGCGAUCUAAUCCUAUUCUUGUUGGCUACGCCAGUCCAAUUCUGGCUUGGUAUGCCUUUUUACAUCAAAGCUUACAAGUCUUUGGUAUAUACGCGUACGGCUAACAUGGAAACGUUAGUGGCUAUGGGCACCACUGUUGCUUAUUUCGCUUCUGUCGCUUCUGUGAUCGCUGCCAUGGUUCGAAAAACGGCUGGAGCUAUGAGUCUAAACUAUUUUGAAACUUCUGUGUUAUUGAUUACAUUUAUUCAUUUUGGUAAAUGGCUAGAGGCUUUGGCCAAGGGCAAAACAGCUGAAACAAUCACCAAGUUGAUGGAUCUGCAGCCAGAAAAAGCAAUACUGAUUGAAAUUUCUCAAAAGAAUACAGAUACUUCUCCCGAAAUAAUUUCAGAAAAGGAAAUCGAUUCUAAAGAUAUUCAAGUGGGUGAUAUCAUCAAAAUAAACGCUGGUGGACGUAUUCCUUGUGAUGGAAAAGUCUGGAGAGGUUCUUCAGCUGCUGAUGAAUCCAUGAUUACAGGUGAAUCUGUCCCGGUAACCAAAAAAGAAGGCGACAAUGUAAUAACAGCCACAAUUAACACGAGUGCGCCUAUUUAUAUCCGUGCUAUUCGUGUGGGAUCCGAUACAACACUUUCUCGUAUUAUUCAGCUUGUACAAGACGCUCAAGCCUCUCCCAAGGCACCUAUUGAACAAUUAGCAGAUAAUAUCUCUAGUGUGUUUGUACCCGUAGUAAUCCUACUAGCAUUAAUUACCUUUAUUGUUUGGGAAGUAAUGAGUAUCAAAGACUUGUACCCUGAUACAUGGGUACCUAUGGGUGAAAGUAAAAGUAUUUUUUCUUUAAUGCUUGCUGUCACUGUACUUGUGAUUGCUUGUCCUUGCGGUUUAGGUCUCGCUAGCCCGACAGCUGUCAUGGUGGGCACUGGUGUUGCUGCUAAAUAUGGUGUGCUUGUCAAAGGUGGUGGGUAUGCUCUUGAAAUGGCCAAUCGAAUCACUACUGUUGCAUUUGAUAAGACAGGUACUUUGACUAUGGGAAAGCCUCUUGUGACACAUGCCUGGAUUGAUCAAACAAGUCAGCAACAAGCAAAAGAAAAUAACACCAGUCAACGAAUUGCUAUCUGGAAAAUUUUAGGUUCUGUUGGGUCCGCAAGUAACCAUCCACUCUCUAAAUCUAUCGAGAAAAAAGCACGUUUUGUCAUUCAAACACUAUUGGGAGAUCCUCAUGUAUCUGAUACUGAGCUGAUUACCAAUAAUACGGAUGCCUUGGAGCAAGAAGACGAAGAAACCUAUUCUAAACAAAAUGCCCAACUUUUCGAAGGUGUAACCAUCAAGAAUGCUCAAGAAAUUCCUGGCCGUGGUUUGUUGGCAACCAUCACGUUGACUCCAGAGCUUUCUGAAAACCUGACGGGUAAACUCAAGCAUGUGCGUGCAUUAAAUAUAUUUUUGGGUAAUCAGGAAUGGAUGGACGAAAACCAUGCUCGCUAUAAACAUUCACGUCAAGCCAAAGCAUGUCAUAAUUUAUUGACGGAUUGGCAAAACCUUGGUCAAUCCAUUGUUCUAGUAGCAGCUUCGCCCAUUACCAGCGACAAAGAACUCUCUGCUUCUGACAACCAUCAAGAUGGUUGCAAAGACGCAUGUGCUUGUGAUGUCUGUAAUUGUGCUACCAACUCCCUUUGUUGUAGUGCUUCUCAGACCAUGAUGGUUGCUCAACUAGCUAUUGCGGAUAUUCCUCGUCCUGAAGCCACACAACUCAUUAGCGAGCUACGUGAGCGAGGCGUUGAAGUAUGGAUGGUUACGGGUGAUAACGAACGUACUGGCCGCGUCAUUGGCAAACAAUUGGGUAUUCCUUCAGAUUAUGUAUUGGCAGGCGUAAAACCCGAACAAAAGGCAGAUAAAAUCCGAAACCUUCAAAUACGAGGCAUUCGACCAAACGAUACUCUUCAUGGAACUUACCGAUUUAGCAAGCAUUACAAAAAAAGCCAGAAACAUAAAAAUGCAGUCGUCGCCAUGGUUGGUGAUGGUAUCAAUGAUUCUCCUGCUCUUGCACAAGCAGAUGUGGGUAUUUCUGUUGGCUCUGCCACAGAUAUUGCUAUUGAAGCUGCAAGUAUUGUUCUUAUCAGAAGUAACUUGAUGGACUUGUUGACAAUGUAUGAUCUCUCUCGAACUGUUGUUCGACGUAUUCGAUUUAACUUUUUAUGGGCUUUUCUCUAUAAUGCUAUUGCCAUUCCUAUAGCUGCUGGUGUUUUGUACCCUGCUACAGGUGCAGGAUUACCUCCUUAUAUUGCCGGAAUUGCCAUGGUUGCGUCUAGCGUUAGUGUGGUCUGUUCCAGUUUACUAUUGCGCUUAUACAAGGCUCCUAAAGUAGUUGAAGAUUCACAUCGUAUUAAACUAUAG